AUGAACCACGACCAGGGAACAGGGGCAUUUUCUCGCAAUUUCCAGGCCGUUUUGCAGUCUUUCCGGAGUCUUACCGGGUCUCUUAUCGGCCAUGAUGACUCUACUGAUCUGCGUCGGCUUCUACCGAGAUUUGAGGACGAGACCGCCCGCUUCAAAAUGUGGUCUGGGAGUCUAGGAGCGCACCAAAGCGGACGGGCCUCACUCGAUCAUCGACUAAGAGAGACACCUCAUCUACGCGAACAGGUCAUAUACCUUCUCCAGGAUUUUCCUCAAACCCUGCUGGAUACCCUCACGCUCCUCUACCACGAGCAACCCUACUGGCAGAAAUUCCAGGCCAGCGAGCACGAAUUGGUGUUCUCAAAGGGUGACUUGAAUGACAGCGAUGACAGCAGAUUCUCGGACUCCGACAAUGAUUAUGCAUCUCCAGGGGAGAGCCUUUCGACAAUUUGCACUGAUGUAGGAGAGGCGACCGACUGUCUGCUGCGGCUCUCCGUUGCCAUCGCGAAUCCGGCGCCGCACGAAAGGGCCCACAGACUCGGCACCUGCCCUCUCGAGGAUAUUUCCUUCUACGAGAAGCACGAUAUCAGGAACGCCCAAGAUAAAUUCCCCAACAUGAGUACGGAGCUGGCCGAGAUCCUGGGAAAGCCUAUCACCCGGCGCCGACAGUACUUCAAGUACCGCAAAACACACAUGCCGAGCUCCCUUCAGGCUUAG
This is a messenger RNA of Hirsutella rhossiliensis, 714 nucleotides long. RefSeq lists its product as uncharacterized. The record is from RefSeq and is a predicted model, not a curated record. Lineage: Eukaryota; Fungi; Ascomycota; Sordariomycetes; Hypocreales; Ophiocordycipitaceae. The transcript has a single exon. The coding region runs from base 1 to 714 and encodes 237 amino acids.